Messenger RNA from Armigeres subalbatus, 654 nucleotides. RefSeq names its product thioredoxin domain-containing protein 17-like. The transcript has 2 exons. Lineage: Eukaryota; Metazoa; Arthropoda; Insecta; Diptera; Culicidae. The record is from RefSeq and is a predicted model, not a curated record. Gene Ontology annotation, cellular component: cytosol. Gene Ontology annotation, molecular function: protein-disulfide reductase [NAD(P)H] activity. Bases 175 to 555 code for a protein of 126 amino acids.
UGUAUUUUGUUUAUCAGUGUACUAAAAUAGGUUGCUUUCCUUUAAUUUAUCUCUUGACUCUUGCAUAGCAAUACCGAGCCAAAAUUCUAUUAUCAUUAUCAAUUAAUUGUCACUCAAUCAGGGUUCGAGUGUUGAGUUAUUAGUUUUUUCCCCAUAAAUACUAAGUGGCCUAAAAUGGUUCAGAAGCACCACGUAGCCGGAUACGAUAAUUUUGUGAGUUUCAUGAAAAACUUUAACAGUAAUGGCCAGCCGGUAAAUAUUCUUUUCUCUGGCGCGAAGCUAGACAAUGGUGUCAGCUGGUGUGGAGAUUGCGUUGAAGCUGCCCCAUUCAUUGAAACAGCAUUAGAAUCAGCUCCGGCUGAAUCACAUUUCAUCCACGUAGAUGUGGGAGAUAGACCAACGUGGAAGGACAUGAACAAUGCUUUCCGCAAGGAUAGCGAUACACAUCUGAGCGUUAUUCCGACGUUGAUCCGUUGGAAAAACCCUCAACGAUUGGAGGGCGAACAGUGCUGCAAAGCGGAUCUUUUGGAGAUGUUUUUCACCGACGAUGAAUGAGAAUUAAUAUGAAAUAUAUUCCAACAAAAUAAUUCUACUACAAUUUUCCAUUCUUUUUUCUUUUUAUAAAAAAGCGGCAAUAAAUUAUGUACUUCCUGA